AUGGCAAUGAGAAAUAAUGAUUAUAAUAGUGACGAUAUUGGUGAAUAUGAACAAUAUGAUGAUUUUUCUAUGUCAAAAUAUGUCUAUACCGAAUUAAGAUCUCCGCGCAAUAGUCAAAGAUUUUCUAAUUUGAAACCGACUGAAGAACAAAUGCUAUCACAAAAGAUGGCUCAAUUAUCAACGAAUGUCACCGAUGAACAAGAAUUCAUAAUAAAAUCGAUUCAAAAUGCACUGAAGAAAAUUCCAAUUUAUUUAGCAAAACAAAAUGCAUCUUUUCAGCAAAUACUAAAUCAAGCAAUAUCCACGAUAGGGAUAGAAGCAUUGAAUUCUCAUCGAGACGAACUACGAGAUAUUGCUAUUUUACUUUAUAAAAUCAUGCUACUUCAAACGUAUCAUCGUUUAUGGACAACACAUUUUAAAUCUGGUAUGGGACAAUUAAUCAAUGAUUCAGAAAAACAAUUCAUCUAUCCGACCAAUUUACAAAUUUGGUCAAAAGAAAUCAAAGCCAUUCUACAAUCAAUACAAAGGAAUAAAAUAAAUGAAAAUAAGAUGUGUUUGAAUUUUGUUCGUCAGUAUAUAAGUGAACUUGACCGUCAAUUAAAACAAACUCAAAUGGAAUGGAAUAGGAAAGCCAAUAAUUUCAACGGUUAUACAUUCAUCAUCGAGAAACUUAUGGAGAAAUAUAUUGAACAAAAUCUAUGUUCUUUACAUAUGGAAAUUGAACAUCAAAUAGAACUCGUUCAUUAUGAUUAUCAUAUACAGGCAUUAAAACAAGCAUAUGAUCGACAUCAUCCAAAUGAAUAUCAGAAAAAAUUAUUCAAACAGCUAUGCCACAGAAAAUAUGAACAAGAAAUAACAGAACAAGAACUAAAAUUUCUUCAACAACAAAUGAUUUAUUAUAAUUCGUCCAAGCAAUCAUUUGAAAACUCACCCAUAGCUCAAUCACCGUUAAUUAAUUCUAUUGAAAAUUCUGAGAUUCGACAAGAAUUACUCAAUCGCUAUAAAGCUGUUGCUGAACAAUCAAAAGCUCAAUUGUCAGCUUUCUAUAUGAAAACAGCUGAAGAACAACGAAAUGAAUUCAGAAAAAAGUAUCUUGAUGAAAUGAAGAAAAUGUGGUCUGAUCAUCGAACAUUGACUGACAAUGACAAAUUACCAAUGAAUAUGCUAUAUCUGAUAAAUGAACGGUGUAAGAAAAUUGGUGAACGUCUUCAAUUGAUAUAUAAAUUUAAAUCUCAACCUUUUGUUUGA
Molecule: messenger RNA, 1248 nt
Organism: Rotaria sp. Silwood1
Lineage: Eukaryota; Metazoa; Rotifera; Eurotatoria; Philodinida; Philodinidae
Source: the annotation of a GenBank genome assembly